Molecule: messenger RNA, 1171 nt
Organism: Chrysoperla carnea
Lineage: Eukaryota; Metazoa; Arthropoda; Insecta; Neuroptera; Chrysopidae
Gene: CNMaR
Product: thyrotropin-releasing hormone receptor
Exons: 5
Biological process (GO): G protein-coupled receptor signaling pathway
Cellular component (GO): plasma membrane
Molecular function (GO): G protein-coupled receptor activity
Source: RefSeq, a predicted model, not a curated record
AAUAUAUUAAAUGAUUAUUAUAUACCAUUUAUAAUAUUUGUUGGUUUAUUAGGUAAUAUGUUAUCAUGCAUUGUAUUUUUAACCACGCAUUUAAAGAUGCGUAGUUCCAGUUAUUAUUUAGCUGCAUUAGCCGUUGCAGAUUUUGGUUUUUUAACAAUGUUAUUAUUAGUAUAUUUAAGUAAUGCCGCAAUAUUAGAAGUGUAUAAUCAAGCCGGUUGGUGUCAAUUAAUUUUAUACGUAAGUUCCGUGUGUGGUGUUUUAAGUGUAUGGUUAAUUGUUGCAUUUACGGUUGAACGUUUUAUUGCUGUACAAUAUCCAUUGCAACGACCACAAAUUUGUACUGUUUCACGGGCAAAAUUAAUAAUAUGUGUUAUUGUAACAAUUGCAUUAAUAUCACAAUCGUAUACAUUUAUUACAGCUGGUAUUGUUAAACGACAAGAUGGUACGGGAGAAUGUGCUUUGAUACAAGAACAUUUUAAUACAAUGCAAACAAUUAGUAUUAUUGAUACAAUUGUUGCAUUAAUUGGUCCAUUUAUAUUGAUUGUUGUGAUGAAUACAAUGAUUGCUAGAAAUUUAUUUUUGUUUCGUAAACGAUUUCAAAAUCGUAUGAUGUUGGGUGAUUAUUUAACAACAAAUGAUAAUAGAUCUGAUUUAAAUUUACAUCAAAUACAGUAUGUGGGUUCACGAAGGACGACAUCACAACAAUCAAAUAACUCAACAUCACGUAACCAUACUAGUCGUUCAGAUGUUUCAGGAUGUAUUCAUUCAGGAAGACAUUUUGUAUCUACAAGAAAUCAACAAAACAUUACUAAAAUGCUAUUAUUAAUAUCAUCAGUUUUCAUACUUUUAAAUUUACCCAGUUAUGUUGCUCGAAUAUACGUAUUUUUCUUUUUCUCAUUAUGGGAGGAAGAACCACCAACACAGUUAUGGUGUAUGCAACAAUUUUUCAUGCUUCUGUACUAUACCAAUUUUAGUAUAAAUUUUUUAUUGUAUGCUAUGUGUGGCAUAACAUUUCGUCGAUGUCUAUGGAAAAUGAUGCGAAAAAAUUUGAAAAGUCUGAAUAGGACAUGUUCAACAUCACAAGGAAGCCCGUAAACCAUUUAGAAUAAGAAAAAUAAGUAUAAGGUUAAUACGCAUCAUUCCAUACAACAACGACUGAACGCCUAUGUGA